This is a messenger RNA of Dermacentor andersoni, 971 nucleotides long. RefSeq names its product phospholipid scramblase 2-like. Gene Ontology annotation, biological process: plasma membrane phospholipid scrambling. Gene Ontology annotation, molecular function: phospholipid scramblase activity. The record is from RefSeq and is a predicted model, not a curated record. Gene Ontology annotation, cellular component: plasma membrane. NCBI's taxonomy places the organism in Eukaryota, Metazoa, Arthropoda, Arachnida, Ixodida, Ixodidae.
AUGCCGAAACCAGCGACCUCCGUCGUUUGUCCUCCCGGCCUUGAGUACCUGACAGUCAUAGAUCAAGUUAUAAUACAGCAGGAAUUGGAACUCGCUGAAGCUGUUCUUGGUGCCGAGACUUGCAAUUCAUACACUGCUAAGAACUCAGCGGGCCAGUUCAUGUUCUCUAUAAAGGAAGAUUCAAGUUGUUGCGCGAGGUACUGCUGCGGGCCAAGGCGAUGUUUCGUGAUGGACGUCCUGGACUACAAAAAUGACGCCGUGAUGCGCUUCGUGCGGUACCUGAGAUGCACGCAGUGCUGGUUUUUUUGUUGUCUGCAGGUAGUGGAAGUUCAAGCUCCACCAGGGACUCUCAUCGGUCAUGUACGUCAGCGGUGGUCCAUAUGCUUUCCUACGUACGCAAUUUAUGACCGGAGUGGGAAUAGAGUGCUGGAUAUUGUGGGCCCCAUUUGCACUACCAGCGUACCUUGCAAGUGCGACGUCGAUUUCGAAGUUCGAUCAGCAAACGGCGCCGCCAUAGGCAAGAUCACCAAGAAGUGGAGUGGCUUCAUGAAGGAGUUCUAUACAGACAUCGACAAUUUUGGCGUCACGUUCCCAAUAGACUUGGAUGUCCAUAUGAAAGGUGCACUUAUCGCGGCCACUAUGCUCAUCGACUACACGUUCUACGAGAAAACAUGCGGGAGGAGUGACAGCAAAGCACCUGGGAUGGUGGCAUGACACUCCAGUCUACGUUUUUAGCACGAACGGCUACUGUAAUUGCAAGGCAGAGACUAUUAGCAUGACUGCAGACUGACGCUCUUUUAUGCGUGUCCUCUACGACUAAAGCUACCGCCUCUUAUGGGAAAGUGCCCGAAAAAAAAAAGAACGAUCGUCGAUUCAAAUUGAGCAAAUAGAAGCGGUAAUUUACAAUACCAACACUCAGCGGUUUUCUGAGCACGGCCAUAUCACGCGCAUUAAAUUCCAAGUCCCUUUGA